AUGGCGUUCUGGACCCGUUCCCCCGCCAAAUAUGGCCAGCGUGGACCGCAGCCCCGACCGUCCCUCUUUCGCGGGUUUCGGUCUUGUUCCGAUUUGUCUCGGAUGCACGGACGACCGUCCGUCGCACGUUUCGACAGUCACAAGCGCAAGGAAGAACGGCACCGUCCGGCAGAGGGCGGGGACGGCCUUGGGAUCAUCCCACCGAACGUUGCCGGUACUUCCAAUAGUCCCUCGUUCGGGUCUCGUCCUGAUUUUCACAAUGGUAUUGAUGACUACCGGGCCGGCGCCAGUAAAGGCCUUUUCCCCCUCAAAGAGUCCGAAAUCAAUUACUCGCCGGAACGGCGGGCCCGUACGGCGGCUGCCGCUUACGUCCGACCCCAACCUUCCGUCCCCGGAGGAUACUCCGCGUACACGGACGACGCUCACGUCGAAACAAGGCGUUUUUUCGUUCCCGGCUUGGAAGGACCCAAGGUGCGUCUCGCCGUCGGGACCGUCCUCUUGACCUUGACGGCCUGGAAUCGCUACUAUUCCUCCUUGGCAACGAAUGCGGACAAUUCGAUACAAGAGUCCUUCGCUACGAAUCCCGGUAACGUCUUGGCCGAAAAUCUAGCUCUCGCGUUUACGAUCCUCGUCUUGUGGCAAGCCGGGAUCGAGUACACCAAACAAAUUGCCGCCGCCAAGGCGGUAGUAAUUGGCGGCAACGGUAAUGGCCAAACCGAUGGGAGCAACCGAAGGGCGGACGGUACCGGCAAUCCGAAUGGCCAGCGAGUGUCCUACCAGCAAUCCUGGAAUAUUCCCGUCAAUGACGAGCGAUGGAAAGACCAAUGCCAGUGGGCGGCAAACACCUAUUUGGCCCUCACUCCCGCGACCGAGUGGUACUUGGUCGGACCGGGAAAAGUACUGUACAGUCUCGGUCUCAUGGACGCACCGUCCGCCACGCCGGUUGCCCCCGCUCCGACACAGGUUGACGAGGAUGCGGUAGCGCAGGCGUGUCAAGUUGCCUUGGAUACGGUCAACGCGUCACAAUCCGGCCGUGUGGCCUUGCCCAGCACACACCCCGUCUCGACGAAUCUAGUAGCCGGCGUGCGGCCGACCCCACAAAAUCGACGGACCGUAGUAGUGCAACGUGUGGAGGACAACGUGUGCAUCGUCGCAACGUCGGAUCAACUUUUGGCCGCGUUUGGCAAAUCCGACCUGACCUGGCUCGGUCAAUUGGCCCGCUACAUACAACCCUGA
Messenger RNA from Phaeodactylum tricornutum CCAP 1055/1, 1236 nucleotides. RefSeq lists its product with no specific name. The coding region runs from base 1 to 1236 and encodes 411 amino acids. The transcript has 3 exons. The record is from RefSeq and is a predicted model, not a curated record. Lineage: Eukaryota; Bacillariophyta; Bacillariophyceae; Surirellales; Neidiaceae.